AUGACGAAGGGCAGCUCUCCCAAUGUUCCCACAGUCGAUAUAUCACCUUACCUCGAAGAUCCCAAGUCCAAAGCCGCCAGGAAAGUUAUUGAUGAUGUGCGAGAAGCAUGCACUUCAACGGGCUUCUUUCAGAUAACUGGACACGGCAUCUCCAAGGAGCAGCAGAAGAGUGUCUUCGAUGCAGCACACGCCUUUUUUGCGUUGCCCUUGGAAGAAAAAAAGAAGCUCAAUGCCGCACACUUCAUUGGCCAUAGGGGGUAUGAUGUGUUGGCUAGUCAGUCAUACGAGGAAGGUGUAUUACCAGAUUUAAAGGAGGGUUACUAUGUAGGCAGUGAUAUCCUGCCGUCUGAUCCUCUCUAUGGCCGUUUUUUCAUGGGUUCUAACGUCUGGCCACCGGCGACGUUGCUCUCUGCCUCACAAUUCCAAGAACCAUGCGAACGAUACCAUAAAAACGUUCAACAGCUUGCUUUCAAAGUCCUGCAAUUGAUCGGAGAUACAAUGAUACCCUGUGAGCGCAGCACCAUUAGUAUGACUGGUGGCGUACCAACCGUGCUGCACGAUUUAAUCAGAUUGGACGAAACCCCGGCAUGCCCACUUCGUCUCCUACACUAUCCAUCAGCGGCUCGCCACGGAGAUGUGGCCGGUAAGCCACAGUAUGGAGCGUCCGCACACACUGACUUUGGCGUAAUUACCCUACUCCUUCAAGAUGACAACCCUGGCCUCGAAGUGCUUGUGGAGAAAGAUGGGAAACAAGUGUGGCUGCCCAUCAACCCAAACCCUGACGCCUACGUUGUCAAUAUAGGGGAUAUGGCUAAGGAGUUUGGGCAUCCGGAGGGUGGGAUUGCAGACUCUCACAAAACGGUGGAGCAACAUAUGAUUGAACGGUUAUCAAUGAGCUAUGCAAAGGAGGGCAAGGACCCCAGGCAUAACGAGGACACCUUCAGUGUUUAG
Molecule: messenger RNA, 951 nt
Organism: Microsporum canis CBS 113480
Lineage: Eukaryota; Fungi; Ascomycota; Eurotiomycetes; Onygenales; Arthrodermataceae
Product: citrinin biosynthesis oxygenase CtnA
Exons: 3
Coding region: 1-951 (316 amino acids)
Source: RefSeq, a predicted model, not a curated record